AACAAAAUAGGGGAGAUAACUCCUUACAAAGCAGAGCUGGCGCAUGUUUUGACCGCGUUUUCUAAAAUUGGACGACGUGCAAGUGUUUCUGUUAGGCUGUUGAACAUUUUCUUCAUGUCUGGUGAGCCUGUGUGUAAGAAACCUUGCAUGAUGAAUAUCGGAACUCACAAUGGACAGUUCCAUUGUGAUGAAGUUUUGGCUUGUUACAUGUUAAAAUCAUUACCAGAGUAUCAGGAUGCUGAAAUUGUUAGAACGAGGGAUGAAAAGGAGCUGGAGAAGUGUGAUGUAGUUGUAGAUGUUGGUGCUGUGUUUGAUCCCAGCAAGAACAGAUUUGAUCAUCAUCAAAGAACAUUUAGUGAAACAAUGAACAGCCUGAUGCCGAAGAAGAAGUGGACGACGAAGUUGAGCAGCGCGGGGUUGGUGUACGUGCACUUCGGCCACCAGGUUGUCGGCAAGCUGCUGGGACUGAAGCCUGCGGAUCACAUCACUGACGUAAUCUACGACAAGGUCUACGAAAACUUAGUCGAGGAGAUCGACGCCAUUGACAAUGGAAUUCAUCAAACCGAUGGAAUUCCAAGGUAUCACAUCUCCACGGACCUUAGUUCGAGGGUUGGACAUCUGAAUCCAAACUGGAAUGAAUCAGACACUGAUGUAGAUAAAUGUUUUCAUCAAGCUAUAAAAAUGGUUGGUGAUGAGUUUGAAGACAGAGUGAAGUAUUAUAAAUCAGCAUGGCUGCCUGCUAGAGACAUCGUACAAAAAGCCAUCGAGAACAGGAAAGAGGUCGACCCUAGUGGUGAAAUUGCCUGCAUGAGCAGUAAUGGUGUGCCAUGGAGGGAUCAUUUGUUUUCGCUAGAGGAGGAGCUAGGCAUAAAUCUACCGAUUAAAUACAUGCUCUACACAGAUCAAAGUGGUGCCUGGCGAAUUCAGUGUGUUCCUGUCCGGGUCGGCUCAUUUGAAAGCAGGUUGUCUUUGUUAGAAGAAUGGCGAGGAUUUAGAGAUGAGGAACUGUCAAAAAAGAGUGGAAUUCCAGGGUGUAUCUUUGUUCAUUCCUCAGGUUUUAUCGGGGGAAAUAAGACAUAUGAAAGUGUUUUAGAGAUGGCAAGAAAGUGUCUGCAGCAACAAGCCAAAAAUGGUAGCUCAUGACUAUUGUGAACUUUUUUUGACCAUAUCAUGAACAUAAAAAAAAAGAAAAAAAGUCCAUUCUGUAUUGACACUGAUUUGAAAAUUAGUCAUGCAUUAUCACUGAAUAAAGAUGUACAUGAA
Messenger RNA from Gigantopelta aegis, 1263 nucleotides. RefSeq names its product MYG1 exonuclease-like. The record is from RefSeq and is a predicted model, not a curated record. Gene Ontology annotation, cellular component: cytoplasm; nucleus. Bases 115 to 1143 code for a protein of 342 amino acids. The transcript is spliced from 8 exons. NCBI's taxonomy places the organism in Eukaryota, Metazoa, Mollusca, Gastropoda, Neomphalida, Peltospiridae.